Molecule: messenger RNA, 1177 nt
Organism: Argentina anserina (silverweed cinquefoil)
Lineage: Eukaryota; Viridiplantae; Streptophyta; Magnoliopsida; Rosales; Rosaceae
Exons: 1
Coding region: 28-1119 (363 amino acids)
Biological process (GO): N-acetylglucosamine metabolic process; protein N-linked glycosylation
Cellular component (GO): membrane
Molecular function (GO): beta-1,4-mannosylglycoprotein 4-beta-N-acetylglucosaminyltransferase activity
Source: RefSeq, a predicted model, not a curated record
AAUAAGAAAACGAAUACUCUUCACGGCAUGGCACCACGGCCUCUUAGACGUCCUACCAGACGGACUCCACGCAACUUCUUUUUUCUCUUACCGUUGAUAUUCGCGUCUGCAUGUAUAUUAGGGUUCUAUAAAGAUUAUCGGAAAGUUACAUAUUUCUUGCGGCCAAUCUGGGAUACGGCACCAGCUCCAUUCACAUUGCUACCUCACUACUAUGCAGAAAAUGUAAGCAUGGAUCAUCUCUGCCGCCUUCAUGGCUGGUCCGUGCGUGCCACCCCACGUCGUAUAUUUGAUGCCAUCAUCUUCAGCAAUGAGCUAGACUUGCUUGAUAUCAGGUGGCAUGAACUUGAUCCAUAUGUCACAAAAUUUGUAAUCAUCGAGGGAAAUACUACUUUCACUGGAAUGCCAAAACCUCUCUUCUUUGCUUUAAACCGGAACAGCUUUGCCUUUGCUGAGGAAAAGGUUGUCCAUUAUGUCUUUCCUGGCAUAGCUCAAAGCGGAGAUUCACAUGCAAACCCCUUCAAAUAUGAGAGAAUGCAACGUGCAGCUAUGGAUGAGUUACUUCGGCAGGCAGGGAUUUCAAAUGGCGAUAUACUGAUCAUGGCGGAUACCGAUGAGAUCCCUAGCACAAAGACAUUGAAACUUCUGCAAUGGUGUGAUGGGAUCCCUUCUAAAUUGCACCUUGAGAUGAAACAUUACCUGUACUCAUUUGAGUUCCCAAUGGACAGCAUCUGGAAGACUGCAGCUAUUAUGUACAACCAAAAUACCAGAUAUAUGCAUUCGAGGCAAACUGAUGAGCUGCUCGCUGAUGGGGGAUGGCAUUGUAGUUUUUGCUUUCGACACAUCGAGGAGUUUGUGUUCAAGAUGAGUGCUUAUAGCCACGCAGACCGUGUGUGGCGCAGGGACUUUUUGGAUUACGGAAGGAUACAAAAGCUAAUUUGCCAAGGAGACGAUCUUUUUGAUAUGUUGCCUGAAGGGUACACAUUCAAGGAAGUGAUAAGCAAGAUGGGAUCGAUUCCCAAAUCAGCUUCUGCAAUUAACCUUCCAGCUUAUUUGAUAAAGAAUGCUGACAAGUUCAGGUACCUUCUUCCUGGAGGCUGUACCAGAGAGACGUACAGCUAGUAGAUAUUUCAACUUUUCAAAGGAAACUAGCUAGUUAUUAACUAUGGUCUUUAGUGAC